Rhodofomes roseus is the source of this 5401-nucleotide messenger RNA. RefSeq lists its product as uncharacterized. The record is from RefSeq and is a predicted model, not a curated record. Bases 255 to 5330 code for a protein of 1691 amino acids. NCBI's taxonomy places the organism in Eukaryota, Fungi, Basidiomycota, Agaricomycetes, Polyporales, Fomitopsidaceae. The transcript is spliced from 6 exons. Gene Ontology annotation, molecular function: microtubule binding.
GGCGUGAGACGCGCGGAGACGGCGCGCUUUCGUGGGCACCGUAACUGGCCUUCCCCAUUACCUCCUCACGCACCGUACAGCCGUCGCUGGAAGCCCACUCUCCACCCACCCAUGCCUCGUUGCAACAGCCCACUCUUUUAAUUCAUACCCUCUGCUGCAACCCCGCUUCCCUAUAUGCCUUCACGCCCUUCACGAUCACAGCGCGAACUACACCCUAGCAGCAAUAUUUCCGGCAUUUAGCCCGACUCGAAGCCAUGACUGAGGACGCCUCCCCCUCCGCGGUGCUGGAGGGCAUGAUCAGCGGCUCUUUGAAUGUAGACGGUAUCGCGAAGUUGCCAGACACUACGCCCGAGGAAACGACAGCUUCCCCGCAGCCUAAGCCCGAGUCGGAGGCUCCCGAGGACGAGCAGGCCUUGGAAUGGCACGAGGUCAUAGAGCUGCAGGCUUUCAGCGAGCGGAAAGCCUGGAUUGAGGAGAAGAUCAAGUUCCUGGAGAGCCUGCCGCCAAUAGAGGUCUUUGCAGGACUAGAUGCUGUGCGCGCGUCUGCUGCGGAAAUACCAGGACUGCCCAGCCGCGCUCAGCUGGAGGAGUGGGUCGCGGAACAUGACAGAAUAGAGAAGGAGACCGAGAUUUUCGACUCCGGUGAGCUGAGGAAGCUCAAGAAGUUCACGAAAGCCGCUGCCCAGCGCAACCUGUCCCCGGCGGACACGGACCUCAUCGAAUUAACCUUGACGACUAUCUACGGAUUCGACAAGUUGCUUCAUCUCCUGCGAGACCGCUCCGACAACUUAGACUUACUGGGCAUCCGCUUGACCUGGGAAGAGCGCCGCAUCGGCGCAUGGACUGAACUUCGCAAGGUCCUCUCUGACAUCCGCGACUUUCUGAAAACGCGUGCACGGUGGUCACCAGUCGUGUACGACACAGCCGCUGCUGAGGAAGAAGUGACACCUGGGUCCGUACCCAAACGGAGGAACUCCGUCGUCUCCAUUGCUUCUAUGGCCUCCGAUACUUCGUCUAGCCUAGCAUCUCCUGGUUUCUCUCGUGGCACGCGCUUCAAGCUGGCUGAAUUGCUCUCUCGCGAUGCAGCUCUGUUCGUGAGCCGCGUGUCCUCUCUCAAGCACACUAAGGUUGCUGGCGCGGGUAAGACACUCGACAAACUGAUCGACCACAGCCGCAAGCCCGUGCCGGACGAGCUGCUCGAUGAACAGGACAAGCUAGAGAAUGAUGGUAUCAACGCGAUGGAGGAUGUUGGAAAGUUCGUCAUGGGUGUCGUCAUGCAGUGGAAGAAGGCCGACGAGUUGUAUGUAGAGACUCUUAAAGACAAGACAGCGGUUCAGACGCUGCUGGAAGAGCUCGAGGUUGCGAGACUUGGACACCCUACAUCGCGCCAGGAUGUUGCUUUCUCAUCCCGUUCUCUCGCCCUUGUCAAGCGGCUGCAGUCGCGCGAAAACCCUUCAUUGGCGACAUCCCUGUUUCCCCGCCCAACUCAUCCCCUCUUCCCUGACCAACCUGACGCAACCGCCGCAGCUAUCAACGUGAUUUCCUCCGAGCUCACCGCUGCCAUGGAGCAAGUCAAGAAGGCCGAGGCAGUUGUGAAGGAGUACCACGCGACGCUUGAAGCCGUCAAGCGCGUGGAGGCAGCUUGCAAGGCUGCAUCGGCUCUUUCUUCUCAGUACGACUUCAUCCUCGAGCGCCUGCAGAAUGGUCUUCCAACAGAUCAUGGUGACGGUGGUCCUCUCGAUCUGAGCACGGAGGCGUGUCUCGACGAGUCACGCCAUGCAGUCUUCCUGGCUGCAUUGCCCUCCAUCAUGCAGGAGCUGCAGCAAGCGGACGCUGAGGCCACCAGCUUGUUGCCGAAUGCCCGUGCAGCGCUCUUGCAUCUGGACCACUCUUCUAUCGACCCUCUGUUCAAGACCGAUUCCGCAGCUGAGAUUGAUCAUCUCGCAACCGCCCAACAGGCCGGAGUGCGUCUACGAGAGGAGAUCACCGCCCGAACGAACGCGCUAGGCACCACGAGGCGAGUCUGGGCGUCGAUGAAGCAGGCGUUUGCAGAGUCAGAGGAGCUGCGCCGUAACGUCUCCGCCGCCAUCGACAAGCAGAUGUGGCGGCAGCAGCUGCGGUCGAGUGAGGCUCCACCCACCCCGGAGAGCCCGAGCACUCUUCUACCUCCGUUGUCCGUUUCGCCUGGGUCUGUUUUGGCGAGGGUGGACCGUAUGCAGGCUCAGCUCAAGCAGGAAGUCUCCGGCCCCAUCACUACAGUCACCCCCUCAAUUGGUAGACCGCUUGCAGACCAUCUGGCCCAAUGCUCUACUGCUCUGAGCAGCGUCUUAGACAACCUACGGAGAUCUGCCAGGUUUUGGGAUGCCGUCCGGAAUCAAUCGGCUGCAAUGGAGGGGGUCCGUGAUGAAGCCCAGGCGCUGCAGGUCCAAAUGGAGGACCUCAAGGUGCGCUUCGAUCGAGGCAUAGAGGACGUUUUCUCGAGCUCCUUGGUGGGCGACGACCUGCUCCUGACGGAAGGCGGUUUGUCAAGCGAGCUGAAGCGCUGUCAAGACGCAGUCCGCGCUUACAACCAUGCUCUACCUCGUCGCGUUUCGUUCGUGAGCGAGGACUUUCCUCCGAGGACCGGAGCCUCGCCUUCGCAGAGACAUUCACCGCUCCUCAGCGUCUUCGACCUCGAGAGCGUCAGGCGAGCCGGCUCGUAUGACCUAUUAGUUGACCCCGCUUCUCUGGACAGUACCGUUCGAGCGGACUCUAAUGGUUACAGCAUGCUGCUGUCUGGCGCGGCUAAACAUUUGGAACAAAAGUCCGAGCACUUCCAGCUGGUCAAGGCCGCCAAAACCAUCGAUGUCGCAACGUCGGCCAUAGUCACUAACGUCCAUCGAGUCGUUGAAGCUGUUGCAGCUUUCAAGCAGUCCCUCGCGGAUUCCUCUAGCGCGUCCAGCCUGGAGCACCUGGACAAGCUGGCGGACGAGGUUGCGCACUUGAUCGACACCGAUGGCAUGGAGAUCCCCCGCUCUUUCUCACCCGUCCGUGGCUUGCUCCACCGUCUACAGUCGAUGCCGGACAGUUCUGGCUCUGGACUCCGUGAGAGCAUCGUGCAAGCCCGUCGGCGUGCCCUCGAUGACGUAGAAAACCAACAUGCGACAUGGAAGGAGAGCGUGGCCGACCUCCGGAAAGAGAUCACCCGGGCACAAGAAACGCAACGGGCUCUUCAGGCGGAGCAACAUCGUCUCGAAGAAGAAAGUGCCCGGGCAGCUGCCGCAGAGCAGGAGCGAUCAGCGGUCGAGGCCGAAACACAGGCGCAUGCUAUUAGCGAACAGUUUGCCGGCGAAGAUGGGCAGCCUUCUUCACUUGUUGACGCCGCUGCUCCUCAGCCUGAGGCGACACCUGCGGUACCAACAACAGUCACCUCUCAUGAACAUUCUGGUGGCGGGGAUGGAGACCGCGCGAGAGAUAGUCAUCUCGAACCCGUGGCCGAGUCUGAAAUGGAGUCUUCUGUGGGCCCAGACGGACAUGAAUUAGAUCUCUUCAGCGCCGCCGCUCAACCUUCUGGGGACUCUGGCGCAUCAGGCCCCUCUGAAUUGCAGGUGCGAAUUCUAGCACUGCGGAAGAGACUGCGGUCCAUACACAUCAAUGAGGUUGCAAGACCUGGCUCGGGUUCGUCGGACCAGUCGCUCCCAAGCGACGAACUUCGGCGGGCGAUGGACCAGUCAUUCACAGUUUUGGCGACCGAAGCCAAACUCCUCACGUGUACAGAAGCCGAUGGUCCACAAGUCAAAGCAGAGCUGCAGAGUCUACUGAGCGAGGUCGACGCUUCUUCCGAGAUGAUGCGAACUGUGCAUCGCCUCGCAGACCUCACGCUCGCACUGCGACUUUGCGAUGACGCAUUGAGCGAUCUAUUAGAACACAUUGACAGCUAUCCCUCUCCGCCUCUCGGAAUUUUAUCCUCGCAACAUGUGGCGGAUACUACUCUCAUCCCCGAAGAGCAAAUGAAUGCUCGGCUAGCGUUCACUAGGGGGCUCGUUGCGCAAAUGGAGAGCGCGUGCGCUGCAGUCGCUAGUGACCCGCGCGCGGUCCCCGAGCGUGACCGUAUUCUGCAGACCUGGAGCGAGUUGGAAGCCAUGGGCAACGACCGCGUUAGUGGCACGAAGUCAAGACCUGGUAGCGUCAUGAGCUCGGGGCGCAGCAGUAGAACAUCGGGCGUUAGCACUGCGUCCACACCAGCCAAGAAGAAGGCCUCGAGUUACGGAAAGCUAUCAAUCGGAUCCGCGAAUGGGUUCCUUGCGCCACCGUCCCUUGGCGGACGUCGCUCGACCUCCAGCUCGUCAUCGGGCGGUCAUGCGCGCACCAUGAGCAAGCCUUCUUUUGCUGCCGCCAAUCGAUCUGUCUCGGGACCGACAGCAUCUCCAUCCUCGACGCUGCAUGGCUCGACAUUCGCUUCUCGUCAGAGAACGAAUAGUACAACGUCAAACUCCUCUGUGAAGACUCCGCUGAGACAACCGCACCUUACGCCGUCCCGGCCGCGCGCCCAGACUGGCCACACAUCUAACACACCGAGGACCGCGUCGCCUGCGUUCUCUGAUGUCUCUGCAUUAUCUGUGUCACGUCCCGGGUCGCAUCUCUCUCACUCCUCAACCUCUCGAUCCUCUUGGGCGCGUGCGCCGAGGCAAUCAUUCCCUUCGGCACCAAGAUCGCCGCCGCGCUCUAAAGGACCCGCGGUCGAGAAGAAACCAUACAUCGCGAAUCCUAAAAACAAGCUGGAUGUCGCUGUUGGGGAAGUGUUGAACAGGCUGCCAGUGAACAUCAGGGUCGAACUUAUCGCAGAUACAUGGAAAGAUCAAAGUGGUAAAUACUGGAUAGGUGAUCAAGACCCCAAGCUUUGCUUCUGUAGAAUACUUCGCUCGCAGACCGUGAUGGUCCGAGUAGGAGGUGGAUGGUCAGAACUUUCAAAAUUCAUCAAGGACCACUUUGCUGAUGCUUUCUGGAUUCUCCCAGAAUCACCCCGCCUAGGCUCUCGGGAGGAGAGGUGGAUCAAUUCAACGAGUCUUUCACAAGCGGCCGUCAUCAUGAGUCCUCCGCACCCCCCGAGGACACCCGAGCCGAACGAUUCCUUCGUCCCGUUUUUCUCCCUAUCGACACCGAGUGGAGGAGCUAGCCCGAAGUCUAUCAAGACCACGUCCUCGCCGGGCUCUCCGCUCACUCCCCUCCAGUUCCUUCGACGAGUAGACAGAGAGGCGAUCUCCAGACCAGACACUCCAUCGAACGUGACACGGCCCGGAACUGCUUCCAACUUGAAUAUGCCUGUACGUCAACCCGUAUGGAGACCGUAGUUGCUUGUUGUUUGUUUGUUUGUUGAUUUACUUUAUCUUGUCGUGUUUUGUCUCUGCCGAGGACUACAUAU